AUGCCUAUGCUGACCGCAUCCUCCACCGAUCUGAACAUCGAAGCCGAUGCGACAACCCCUUCUACCAAGAGACCACGACCGAAUGACCUUGAUGACUUGGAUCAAACGCCAAGGUUAUGGGGCAAGACGUGGUCAGACUCGGGCAGAAUGCUCGAAAUGGAAGGCGUCCAUUGGGCGGUAUGCGAUCUCGAGGAAGGUCUAGAGACGGUCGAAGAUGAUCGGUUUCUCACCGAUAUGAUCCGAAGCUGCCGAGCCGUUGUUGCCGCUCAGCAGCUCCUGCUCGCCGGCCAUGGCGCCCUACUGGAGCGCAUCACGCCCAUCACCGCCAAGUAUGACUCGGACGGGAUUGACAUCUUCUUCCUCAACCACCGGCCCAAGAGCCUCCUGUCGGGGAUGAGCUUCCGCCGAUCGGGAUACCGCAAUAUCGGCGCCUUCGGCACACACGACUCGACCGACACCAAGGAUACCAGCACGGUGAAUGGCAUCUUCAACCGGCGGGGCACUUCGACGACGACAUCAAGCCGCCCUGGUCAGCGUCGCCAAGAUGCUCGACGAGAUGGACGUGCCCGAGCACCAGGUCGCCGUGCAGCUCUUCCAGAUCGGCCAGCCGAGCCCCGAGGUGCAGCGCACGUUCAAGUAUCUGGACGACGAGCUGCACAAGGAGGCGCAGACGCGGACAUCGUCGACACGACGACCUGGUCCGGGCAGCCCGGGUCGCUGUCGACGGAUGACCUGCUCAAGGUGGUCCUCGGGGCCGUGGUCAAGAAGCUGGACGAGAGGAAGACGGCGCUGAACCUGGACACCUCGGCCCUGGCGAGGCGGUUUGACGGGCGCAGGGGGGACUUAAGCAUUCCGAACAGUUCUGAAUGCAUUAUCGGUUUCACAACCCCACUCGCCUGGUUAUCGCGGUUCACUGGCCUUGUUUCUUACUUUGCCCCCGAAGCUGACUUUGAGCCCAAUCCCUGCGCCCUCUUCGCCAAAGAGUUCGCGCGGUACACCCGAUCGCGAAACCUGGCCUACGGAUCGCGUGAGUGGCGCGUGCAGCGCACGCGCGCCAUCGACCGGGAGCUCGUGUUCCACUAUUUCUCACGGGGCGGGGAGGAGGAGGUGCCUUGUGACGUCGACGAGGGCGGCGGCGAGGAGGAGGCGGUCGACGACGAGCUGCGACUGCUGCAGGGCUACCAGGACAUGAUGAGGGCGUCGGGCGCGCAGCCGGAACCGACGGCAGAGGCGUGCUGGAGCGCCCUGGUCUUCUUGCCGGCUGACAUCAUCGGCAUAAUCGACUUCCGCCGUACAGGCCGGACCGCGCGUGCCUCGGUCUCGGUCGGCGAAAGCGUCAAGAUCUUCCACAGGGAGGCCAGGGUCGAGAGCGGCAUCCUGGCGUCGCUGCAUCCGGACUGUGGCGGGGUGGUGCACUACCACUUUCGCUUCGGAAAGGGGCUGCGCGUUAACCCCCCGUGGUGGAACGGGGAGUGCAGGGCGGCCCGGGCGGCUCGCAACCGCGCUCGUCGGUCUGGGUCUCGGUGCCAGGAGGAGGAGCACGCGUUCAAAGCCGCAGUCAGGAGGGCUAAGCGGGCGUUUAAUGAAGAGUAUGGUGAAACAUUCAAAGUGAACUGA
Molecule: messenger RNA, 1617 nt
Organism: Anthostomella pinea
Lineage: Eukaryota; Fungi; Ascomycota; Sordariomycetes; Xylariales; Xylariaceae
Source: the annotation of a GenBank genome assembly